CCUCCACACUCUUUUACCCUCAAAACACAGUUGUCUCAUUAGUUCCAGGCUCCAACAAAAACAUGAAGAAACUUAUUCGACGUUUAUCGCGUGUAGCUGAUUCCUCCUCUAACUACUCCUUGCUCCGUUCUGAAUCCUCUCGUCCCCGUCGCCUCCAAUCCUUUCGUACCGGAAAGCUCAGAUCCGGCACCGGAGUUCCUGAAGGACACCUCCCUGUUUACGUCGGUGAUGAGAUGGAGAGAUUUAUUGUAAGUGCUGACCUUUUAAACCAUCCAAUUUUCGUUGAGCUCUUGAACAGAUCUGCUCAAGAGUAUGGUUACGAACAGAGAGGUGUCCUUCGCAUUCCCUGUCAUGUUCUCAUCUUUGAACGAGUACUUGAGGCUCUUCGGAUCGGCGAUGACCUUCAGGAUCUUCUCACUGCUCUCUCCGAUGACUUGCUUUAGCACAAAUUUUUUCUCUGAAUUUGCUCUGUUUUUUUUUCCUUAGCGCGGUUAGGUAGAGCAGAUCACUUUCUGUAAAUAUAUAUUCUGUCAUGGAAAAGGUGGAGGAGGAUUUCAGCUAGCAUGAAAUGUGAUUGACAUAUACUUAUUUUGUUAACAAUCAAGUUGCAAUUCAUCGUCUAAUUAAAUUAA
Solanum pennellii is the source of this 632-nucleotide messenger RNA. Its product is annotated as auxin-responsive protein SAUR71. The coding region runs from base 63 to 443 and encodes 126 amino acids. The record is from RefSeq and is a predicted model, not a curated record. Gene Ontology annotation, biological process: response to auxin. The transcript has a single exon. NCBI's taxonomy places the organism in Eukaryota, Viridiplantae, Streptophyta, Magnoliopsida, Solanales, Solanaceae.